ACGGCUGAUCCUUCUAACUUUAGUCGUCGACAUAUCUCAAGAAAACCCUCCGAUUUUCUCAUCAAUGGCCUGGCGAGGUUCGCUUUCCAGAUCUCUCAUGUCCACCGCGAGGGUCUUCAACUCAUCUCCCUCGCUCUCGGCCUCCCGGAGCCUCCGUCCUCCGCCGCUUUCUGCCCCUCGCAUCCAAGUCCGCAGUCGCUCUUUCUCAAACCCCAGGCACUACAAUUUCAAAUCUUUUACUUGGAAUUUUACCAUCUCUUUUGGUAUUUUGCAUAACUAUUUUCUAAGAAUUGGGGAACUGGGAUGUGCCCAGUCGCUAAUGCCACUGGCUACCGGAGUACGGCUGACUUCUCAUUUGUCUGUCAAAGUGCUAGCUUGCUCUGAGUUGUCGCACGGAAUGGAAAAGAUGGGUGAUGUGAGCAGUGAUUUCCAUCAAAUCAAGAGCAGGAUAAUGGUUUGUAGGCACUUGAAAAUGGAUCGUGGGAGUUGCACAGUGUUUGCUGAAAGAUGUGUUUCUCAGACAAUUGGUGCCCCUGAGGUCUUCUGCUCCGGGUUCUGCUCGAACACGAGAUACUUGGCCCUC
This is a messenger RNA of Striga asiatica, 583 nucleotides long. Lineage: Eukaryota; Viridiplantae; Streptophyta; Magnoliopsida; Lamiales; Orobanchaceae. The record is from the annotation of a GenBank genome assembly.